This is a messenger RNA of Photinus pyralis (common eastern firefly), 1530 nucleotides long. RefSeq lists its product as uncharacterized. The record is from RefSeq and is a predicted model, not a curated record. NCBI's taxonomy places the organism in Eukaryota, Metazoa, Arthropoda, Insecta, Coleoptera, Lampyridae. Bases 194 to 1453 code for a protein of 419 amino acids. The transcript is spliced from 3 exons.
AGCAAAACUCGAUAGAGUUUUCGGGUCGAUAUUUGGAGGAUGCUUGCGCACUCUAGUGUUUAGUUUUGGCUUACCCACAAGCUGAAUAUCCCCUCUGUUAAUUGGAAUACACCACCUGACGUCUAAAGGAAAUCCACCUCCUUUCUAAUUUUCAAAAAUUAUUUUUUUUGUUUUUCUUAGAACGUGCUCGGCAAUGUCUUCCAUCACUUUGGAGAUCAAAAAGUUAGCUCGCACCUUAGUUGAGGCGGCGUUUCCCGAUGGAACCAACCGCUCAAUCGAAAUAUCAAGCAGUGGUUUGGAAAGUGGCGACAAUUUUAUUGGAUUGAUCUACAACGUCACAGUCAAUGAUACAAACGGAACCCUUCAUUUAGUCUUAAAAGUGGCACCGCAAGAAGGAACCUUUAGAGAGACAUUCGCGGUCCGCGAGAUCUAUAAAAGCGAAAUAUUUACCUACAAGGAAAUACUACGGGAGUUUUUUGAGUUGCAGCGCGAUAAAAACUUGGAGCGCAAUUUUCAAGCGUUCGCCAAGUUGUACGCCUCGUCAACCGAGUACCUGCGGGAGGCGUUGAUAAUGGAGAACGUGAAAAUGAAGGGUUUUAGACCUCUAAAUUAUCGAAUAUCCGUCGACUACCCUCACGCUUCGCUUGUCAUGAGGGAAAUUGGCAAGUUCCAUGCGCUGUCGUACGCAAUGCGUGACCAAAAGCCAAAAAUUUUUGACAGCUGGAAAGAUCAGUGCCAUAAAUGCCUUUUCUUCAGCAAUGUGAAGGUGCCUGCCCUGAAAGCCGUACCUAUUUUGACCAACGCUAUUCUAACCUCCUACCCUUCGCAACAAAAUGAAGAGGAGCGGAAAGCUCUGCAGGAAUUCGUGAAUAUUUUACCAGUCAUUUACAGAAAUUUCUCUUGUAUUAGUCGAGAUGACAUGAAAUAUGCCGUGAUAAUUCACGGUGAUUUGGAAAUACGCAACCUUCUCUUCAAAUACGGGAAUCCACACGACCCCGAUUGUCCCACAGAGUUGUGCAUAGUAGACUGGCAAUUGAUGCAUCUCGCUCCGCCGGCAAUGGAAGUUCUAUUUUUUAUCUUCCUAAGCACCGACAAAGAGCUGAGAGAGCAACAUUACACAAAAUUGAUAGAGGAGUACUAUCAGAGCUUUUGUUUAUUCCUGCGAGAACUCGGAAGCGAUCCUGACAGUUUGUUUCCGUUUCCAAUUCUACUAGAGCAUUUGAAGAAAUAUUCGGGGUGGGCUCUAUUACUCGCAAUUUUGUUUAAUCCCUCAAAUUUGAAAGAGGGCGAUGACAUCCCUGAUUUUUCCAACUGUGACGAUGAGGAUGCUAUGGUCGCAAUGAUGUCCAUUAUACCUAAACGCCGUUACCUUCAGAGGAUGCGAGAUGUUGUCAGUGACAUGUUGAAUUAUGGCUACCCAUUCUACAUGCUGACAGAUCAAUCACGUACUUGAUUGUUAAUUUUAAUAGGGUUAACCAAAAUUCAUGUAAAAUUAUGGAUAGGUAUCAUUAUUGAAUUGCUUACUAAAGA